CAAUUUCCGCCUGUUGUUUCGUUAUGCAAAGGAACGCUCAGAUUUAACAGAAGGGAUUCGGAAUUGAAGCUGUUGACGUGCGUUUGGAGGUGAUAAUUGCGAGCGGGACUAAUUAGAAUACGAGGAAGGUUUACCGCCCGUGAAUCACUCACUUUUGUCUCGAUCGAUCCCGCCAGUCAGCCGCAGAGCAGCCGGCAUGGAGAUGAGUGCUGCCAUGUUCGCACGCGUCUCCUUCUACCCCACCCUGCUGUACAAUGUCCUGAUGGAGAAGGCCUCCGCCAGGAACUGGUACGAUCGCAUCGACGAGCAUGUGAUACUGGGAGCCCUGCCCUUUCGCAGCCAGGCGAAUGACCUCAUUGCCCAGGAGAACAUGAAGGCGGUGGUGUCGAUGAACGAGGACUACGAGCUGACCGCCUUCUCCAACAACACGGAGAAGUGGAACAAGCUGGGCAUCGAGUUCCUGCAGCUGGCCACCACCGACAUCUUUGAGUCGCCCAACCAGGAGAAGCUCUUCCGCGGCGUGGAGUUCAUGAACAAGUUCCUGCCCCUCAAGCAGAGGAUUGGCGGCCUGAGCUCCUCCCAGCUGCCCGAAAACGUGGGCUCCGUCUAUGUGCACUGCAAGGCGGGCAGGACGCGCAGCGCCACGCUGGUGGGCUGCUACUUAAUGAUGAAAAACGGCUGGAAUCCCGACCAGGCGGUGGAGCACAUGCGUCAGUGUCGGCCACACAUUCUGCUGCACACAAAACAAUGGGAUGCCCUUCGGUUAUUCUACACAAACAAUGUGCAGGCCAAGUCAUGACCAAAAACCGGACAAUAGCCCAAAUUUAUUGCUUACAGUAGAUUACCAUACGUAACAAAGGUGCUCUGCCAGUUACCCAACUAUUUUAGUGCUGAUUUUCUUGUUGAAUAUACAAUUUUCUACAGCUGUUACCUU
This is a messenger RNA of Drosophila takahashii, 934 nucleotides long. RefSeq names its product protein tyrosine phosphatase, mitochondrial 1 (gene PTPMT1). Gene Ontology annotation, molecular function: phosphatidylglycerophosphatase activity; protein tyrosine/serine/threonine phosphatase activity; phosphatidylinositol-4,5-bisphosphate 5-phosphatase activity. The record is from RefSeq and is a predicted model, not a curated record. Gene Ontology annotation, biological process: protein dephosphorylation. NCBI's taxonomy places the organism in Eukaryota, Metazoa, Arthropoda, Insecta, Diptera, Drosophilidae.